AUGUGGCGGAUAUACGCUAUUGUUACGGCCUGCACUACGGCCGUGGGCGCGCAGAAGACGGCCUUUGAAUACGUAGAUCCACUCAUCGGUACAGUCAAUGGAGGCCAUGUUUUUCCUGGUGCGACGCUGCCGUUCGGCAUGGCAAAAGCAUGUCCAGAUACAAAUGCCGACGAGAACCAAGGUGGCUUCAGCUCGGAUAAUAGCUCCAUUAUAGGGUUUUCGCACAUGCAUGAUUCUGGCACAGGAGGAGCUCGUAGCUUGGGCAAUUUCCCCAUCUUCGCGCAAGCAGGCUGUCCGAAUGGCGACAUCAAUGCGUGCAAUUAUACCUCUUGGGAACGCGCGACCCCGCGUAUCAAUGGCACAGUUCACGCGAAACCUGGUUACUUCGAUAUCACAAUCGCAUCGGGUGUCCGCGCCGAAAUGACCACAACGAACCGCACGGCGUUGUAUCGUUUCACAUUUCCGGAGAAUCCCUUGACACCAAACACCACGCUCAGCCCGCAUAUAUCUCUCGAGCUCCAAGACCUCCCACAAACGAGGACCAAUGCCUCCAUCAAUAUCAACGGGCAGUCAGGCCGCAUCACUGCUGGCGGUUCGUUCUCUCCCAGUUUUGGCAUAGGGCGCUACUCGUCGUACGUAUGCGUUGAUUUCAAGGGUGCGCAAAUCAAAGAUUCUGGAGUAUUCUCCAACUCGCGUGCUACUACAAAAGCGAAAUCGCUCAGAUCCAUCACCGAGACCGAACGCUAUGCUGAGCGUCCAGCCGGUGGGUUCGUACAAUUUCAGAAGCCUACCAGUAACAAUCAGAUGCUCGUGCGCGUCGGGCUGUCGUUCAUCAGCGAGGCCCAAGCCUGUCAAAACGCCGAGAAAGAGCAGGCUGACUUCGACUUUGAUGGCACGGUCGCAGCUGCUGAGAAGGUCUGGAAAGAGAAGUUUGAUGUUAUCAAGAUCGUGCCGGGAGGCGCGAGUGAGGUCAUUCAGACGGCAUUCUGGAGCGGCGUAUAUCGCAGCAUGAUCAGUCCGCAGGACUACACCGGAGAGAACCCGCUCUGGAAGUCGGACGAGCCAUACUAUGACAGCUACUAUUGCAUAUGGGACAGUUUCCGCAGCAUCCAUCCUUUGAUCACACUGCUCGACCCACACAGCCAAACGCUGAUGGUGAGAAGUCUCCUUGACAUAUACAAACACGAGGGAUUUUUACCAGACUGCCGCAUGAGCUUCUGUAAAGGUUUCACUCAAGGCGGUUCAAAUGCGGAUAUCGUUAUCGUUGAUGCCUACUUGAAGAACAUCACGAAUGGAAUCGAUUGGAAGUUGGCAUACGAGGCCCUCGUCACAGACGCCGAGGUAGAACCCCCAAACUGGGACAUCGAAGGUCGAGGAGGUCUCGCGGCUUGGAAGAAUCUGGGUUACAUUCCGACCGAGAAUCUUGACCUUGAUGGCGUGGGCACAGAGACGCGUUCCAUAUCACGGACAGUCGAGUAUGCCUACAACGACUUCGUCAUUGCCACGCUGGCCCUCGCUCUCGGACACACGGCAGACUACAACAAGUACCUCAAGCGCUCCGGCAACUUCUACAACAUGUUCAAGGCCGACCAAAAUUCCACCAUCAAUGGCACCGAUACCGGCUUCACAGGUUUCCUACAGCCGCGCUACACGAACGGCACCUGGGGCUUCCAAGACCCCAUCUUCUGCAGCCCGCUCCAGGAAUUCACCGGCUGCUACCUCAACCCGAGCGGCCGCGAAACUUACGAAGGCCCUGUCUGGCUGUACACCUUCUUCGCACCAGGAGACAUGAAGACUUUGGUCCAAACGCUGGGCGGCUCCGACACCUUCGUCAAGCGGCUCGACUUCUUCCACGACUCGGGCAUGGCCUACAUCGGCGACGAGCAAGCCUUCCUCAAAGUCUUCCUGUACCACUACGCCGGGCGUCCCGCCAAGUCGGCCGAGCGCGCGCACUUCUACAUCCCGAGCCAGUUCAACGACACCGUCAACGGCAUCCCAGGCAACGACGACAGCGGCGCCAUGGGCUCCUUCGAGGCGCUGACCAUGAUGGGCAUCUUCCCUAAUGCGGGGCAGGACGUGUACUUCAUCACGCCCCCGUUCUUCGAGUCAGUCUCCAUCAGGAACGGCCAGACGGGGAAGACGGCGACGAUCAAGAACGUCAAUUUUGAUCCUCAGGGCAAGAAUAUUUACAUUCAGUCUGCAACGCUGAAUGGGAAGGCGUACACAAGGAACUGGCUGCAGCAUAGCUUCUUCCUGGAGGGGGGCACGCUGGAGUUGACGCUGGGAGCGGCGGAGAGUGCGUGGGGGACGAGGGCGGAAGAUGUACCGCCGAGCUUGAGUGCGGGUGUGAAUGCGACGGGGGCGGCAGGGGAGAGGAGGUGGGAGAUGCCGGCGGCGCCGCAGAUGGAGAUGGGGAUGUGGUAG
Paraphaeosphaeria sporulosa is the source of this 2424-nucleotide messenger RNA. RefSeq lists its product as uncharacterized. The record is from RefSeq and is a predicted model, not a curated record. The coding region runs from base 1 to 2424 and encodes 807 amino acids. Lineage: Eukaryota; Fungi; Ascomycota; Dothideomycetes; Pleosporales; Didymosphaeriaceae. Gene Ontology annotation, biological process: protein deglycosylation; carbohydrate metabolic process; protein quality control for misfolded or incompletely synthesized proteins. The transcript is spliced from 6 exons. Gene Ontology annotation, molecular function: carbohydrate binding; peptide-N4-(N-acetyl-beta-glucosaminyl)asparagine amidase activity. Gene Ontology annotation, cellular component: cytosol; nucleus.